Molecule: messenger RNA, 1241 nt
Organism: Siniperca chuatsi (mandarin fish)
Lineage: Eukaryota; Metazoa; Chordata; Actinopteri; Centrarchiformes; Sinipercidae
Gene: odf3l2a
Product: outer dense fiber of sperm tails 3-like 2a
Exons: 5
Coding region: 471-1241 (256 amino acids)
Cellular component (GO): cytoskeleton
Source: RefSeq, a predicted model, not a curated record
UGGAAUAGGAUGACAAAUGAACUACAUUACAUGUUACUGACAUGAUUAUUGUUGCGCUUUCCCUCUGAAUAUAUAUGUUCAGUGCAUGAUUAGCUGUACAGAAGCAUCUUCAGUGCUGAUUUUGUUCUUCCUUUAACUUUAAAAGAUGAGUCUAAGACAUCUCAAUCCCAAACAAUCACUGGUUGUCCUCUUUUUAGCCUUGACAGAGUCGACUUUUUGGCGCUGGUUGUGAAAACCUUUUAUCUUGAGGGGACCUUGGGGGAAAGGAGGUGGAGAGCAGGUUGGGGCGUACCCAGGGCCUCGGUCAAGAUAGGGUUUCCUCAACUCAUGAUCAUGUAUAAUUCAGCCCAGGAGGCUGCGGAUCACCUGGAGAGAGCCACACACACAAAAAAGAAAGGGUCUGAAGUCACAAAGAACCCAAGGAGGAAGAGAAGAGGACAAAGAAGAAGGAAGAAAGAGGCAGGCAGACUAUGCAGGAGGUGGUGAAGAAACGGCCGAUAAUCUCUGCUAGAGAAAGAGGCCCGGGCCCUGGACGCUACGCUCUGCCCCCUACAGUUGGAUACAUCAACCAUGACUUCACCAAGCCCAGCAGCCCUGCCUACUCCUUCCACAGCCGCAUGAGCAGUGCCAUGGUCUCUGUGGACUCCAGCCCAGGACCAAGGUACCACAUUGAUGCCAAUGUUACCCGGUUUGGCCGGAUGGAAACUCCCUCCUACUCCAUUUUGGGCAGAGGAAGGCGCACGGGGAAUAAAGGUGAGCUGUUCCAGACUCCAGGGCCGGGAGCCUACAGUCCAGAGAAGGCUCCACCUCUCAACGCUCACCACAGACCACCAUCCUACACCAUCGGCACCCGCACCAGAUACCGCUCUGUGGAUGCUGUACCAGCACCCAACAGCUACAGUCUUCCUAAUCUGCUGGGCUGCCAGGUUCCUAAUAAACCCUCCAGUGCCAGCUACAGCUUCUCAGGCCGGAGGAAGGUCGGCGCACCCUCCGAAGACCUCUCCAUGAGUCCUGGACCAGCAAAAUACAACAGCAUCAACCCAGACAUUUACCGCCAGCGCCAGCCCUCCUUCACCAUGCAGAGCCGGACUAAGAGGCCUAAUUAUUCCUCUGCUAUUCCCGGCCCUGGCACGUACAGCCCAGAGAAGUUUCACGUGCACCUCCCCAAACCACCGUCUUUCACUCUGGGUGUCAGACACUCUGAGUUUGUCACCCCACUCGUGGUGGAUGUCGUUGACUGA